GACAGUGUCUCGUCCUGCCUCUAAAUCAAAAGUGAAGCUAUGAAGGUUAAACGUCAGUUUGGGUUUUUCUGAAACAACAGUAGGGCGUUUUUUUGAACUCAGGUAAACGUUUCUCGGCGAUGCAGGUAUUGGGGUCUUCGUGGUGAGUUCAUUGUCCUUGUGCGGCGGUGGGGAAAAUGGCUUUGCUGUCUGUGCUGCUCUGGUUCCUUCUUGUUGUGACAGCUCAUGUGACUGAUGCUCAGCGGGGGCCGAGGAGCCGUCUCAUCCUGACAGAGGCUUCUGAUUACCACCCGGUCAGCUGGGAGUCAAGGAACACCCCCAGUCCUCAGCCUGGUGCCGGUCCAGAGCCAGGUGACCGGGCUCGUGCGUUUCAGGUCCCAACUUUGGACGGAAAGUUCUCCUACGACCCCGCUGAAGGCGCGUUGAAGGAGUCUCUGGUCAUCCACGCCUUCACCAACAAGUCUGGGUUCCUGGAGUGCCUUUGGAGCUCCGAGUCCUCUUUGAAGAGCCUGGUUAAAGGUCUGCCGGAUCGCACCCAGGUGCUCUUCCUGUCGCUGGACGACUCAGCGGUCAGUGAUGCUCUGUGGAUGCGGGAGCAGCUGGACCGGGCCGCCGCGCACAGCGGCAGGAAGGAGAUUCUGACCCAGCUGCACUUCUGUCCAGUGCCGGUCUUUGCUUUGGGUAAUUGGAUCCCCAAUGUGCUUUAUUACUGGGGCUGCAUGGGACACAACUGUGGGCUCUCGCAGGCCGUUUUCACCUCGGACGCGUGGAAGAUGCCCAUCAUUAUUAAAAGGCUGGAUGCCAGGUAUGAUUGGCUCAUGGGACGCUGGAGCGCCAAGACCUAUCAGCUGGCUGAUGCUGGAGAUGGGUGUAAACCCUCACCAUCUUUAGGGGGCGCUGUGGCCUGGGUGUCAGAAGGGAACUGCUCUUUCUUCACUAAGGUUCAGAGCAUGGCCAAAUCAAAUGCCUCCGGUGUCCUCGUCUAUUCGCUCCCCGGUAACCCCAUCCAGGAUAUGAACUGUGUUGACCUUGAGUGUUUCCUUCCUCUUGGUAUCCCGGCUGCCAUGGUGCAUCAGGAGGUUUCGGUUGCUCAGGCGCUCCGCUCCGGACAGGUGGUGAAUGUUUCCUUUCAAACCACACCAUCCCCAAAUUUCUUCAUUGGUGUUGACCAACAGGGGGCGCUGGCUGAGAUGGGCUGGUUCCUCUACCCAUCAUUUAGCUUCAUCAACUGGCAGGCCCAGUGGUUUGAAUUCUCUGCUGGUCUGCAGAUAAAACUCCAAAGUCCUGCGAAAGUCAUUCCAGUGUUUGAUCAUGUCACAAUGCAAGGCGACAAAGGAGCGGUGGCCACAGUCGACCUGCCGUCCGAUCUGUGGGACUUUGACAUGCUGGAGCUUGACGCAUCGCUGUCAUGUCCUGGAAGGAGGGACUCGUCUUGCGCUCAGUGGGACCACACUGUCCAGCUGUUCGUGUGCUGCGAUCAGCUGAGUCCAUACUGCAACACGGAGCUGGGACGCUGGAUUACUGCGUUCCGCAGAGGAACUGGACACUGGCUGACAGACGUGUCUCCGCUAAUCCCUUUGUUGGACAGCAACAAAUGCACCUUUACAAUGAAGACAGUGCCCUGGGCGAUGCCUUGGGUCGUCUCCCUCAACCUUAGGUUUAGUGUCAGCAACCAGACAGGUGAAGGUUUAGAGAAGCUUCAUCCCUUCAGAGUGAUGUCUCUGUACAGCGGGGGAACCUUUGACAAAAGCUACAACAAGAGGUACCAGCCAAUGAAAUUCCCCAUCCCUUCAUCCACCAAGAAGGUGGAGCUCUAUGCUGUUAUCACGGGGCACGGCAGCGAUGAGAAUGGCUGUGGGGAAUUCUGCAUCACCUCCCACCAUUUCCUGAUAAACGCCGUGUAUAACAACACUCGCAGAUUCGACUCUGCAGGAUCAGCUCUUGGCUGCACAAUGCGGGUGAAGGAGGGCGCCGUACCAAACGAGCACGGCACGUGGCUGUAUGGGCGAGGAGGCUGGUGUGAUGGCCUGCAGGUCGACCCAUGGAGGAUUGACAUCACCAAACAGCUGAACAUGACCGACUUUGAAUCCAACACUAUUGUGUAUUUUGGCUUGUUUAACGGGCUGGACCCAAAUCCAGCUCAGCAGCCUGGAUAUAUCAUCAUGUCGUCUUUUCUCAUCUUCUACAAAUGAUUCUCCUUAAAAAAAAAAAAAGAGAGAUAAUUUUCUCAAUCUUGAUUAAACAUUACUCAGUGUAUGCAAUCAACCAAUAAAUGUAUAUUUUUUCACCUUG
Molecule: messenger RNA, 2292 nt
Organism: Girardinichthys multiradiatus
Lineage: Eukaryota; Metazoa; Chordata; Actinopteri; Cyprinodontiformes; Goodeidae
Gene: ngly2
Exons: 12
Coding region: 177-2192 (671 amino acids)
Molecular function (GO): oxidoreductase activity, acting on paired donors, with incorporation or reduction of molecular oxygen, reduced ascorbate as one donor, and incorporation of one atom of oxygen
Source: RefSeq, a predicted model, not a curated record